UUUGUUCUUCUGGUGAUUGAAAUGAUAAAACAAGCGUGUUUCCAUUAGUUUAUUAGUUUUAGUGUAUUGACUCUCACUGUCUGUAUGUAGGUGGCAAUGCUGGUAUGGCUACAGCAUAUGCAGCAAGAAAACUCAACCUUCCAGCAACCAUUGUUUUGCCCUCAGCAACACCCCUACUGGUAGUGCAGAAACUAAAGGACCAGGGAGCUACGGUCAAAGUUGCGGGCAAGGUUUGGGAUGAUGCAAAUGCAGAGGCCCUUCGAUUGGCUGAAAGUGAAGGUCUUACUGUGAUACCACCAUUCAACCAUCCACUAAUCUGGAAAGGUCAUACCAGUAUUGUACAUGAACUCAAGGCCUCAUUGCCAACCAAACCAGGAGCUAUAGUGCUGUCCGUUGGGGGCGGAGGUCUGUUUUGUGGGGUGAUCCAGGGGCUGGAUGAGGUGGGCUGGGGCAGUGUGCCUGUCCUCUGUAUGGAGACUGUUGGUGCAGAUUGUCUCAAUGUCGCCCUUAAAGCUGGAGAGCUGGUUACACUGCCGGACAUUACAAGUGAAGCAACGUGUCUAGGAGCAAAGACAGCAUGCAGACAGGCGUUUGAAUACAGCAAACGGUCCACUGUUAUUUCAGAGGUGGUGACAGAUCUACAGGCUCUGGAGGCAAUGGAACUGUUCCUGGAUGAGGAGUGUGUGUUGGUGGAGCUAGCCUGCGGCGCUGCGCUGGCUGCAGUGUACAGUGGUGUUAUCCAAAGGCUACAGAAGGAGGGACGCCUUCCUAAACCACUCGGCCCGCUGGUGAUGAUCGUCUGUGGGGGUGGCAGUGUAAACCGGGCCCAGCUACAACACUUACAGGCAGUCAUACGGAAAUGAUCAGAAUGGAAACGAACCCAGCAAUCCACUGCAUAUGAAGAUUCUCCAAUCUGUGAAAGCUAAUAUGUUAAAGAUGGCCAAUGCAAAUGCUAUAGCUUGCCUUAAGAUGAUGUGGACAUUCCAUAGUUUUUCAAUGAUUAAAUACUAAA
Molecule: messenger RNA, 1012 nt
Organism: Myxocyprinus asiaticus (Chinese sucker)
Lineage: Eukaryota; Metazoa; Chordata; Actinopteri; Cypriniformes; Catostomidae
Product: serine dehydratase-like
Exons: 5
Coding region: 105-863 (252 amino acids)
Biological process (GO): L-serine catabolic process; L-threonine catabolic process
Molecular function (GO): L-serine ammonia-lyase activity; threonine deaminase activity
Source: RefSeq, a predicted model, not a curated record